GUUUUUUAAUGGAUCUUUUAGUCCUCGUAUGAAAAGGCUUAGCUUAUGUCAUGUUUUGAUGAUUCUUAGAAUCUGUGGAAAUUACUUUGAUGUCUACUCGGUUAGUUGGGUUUACGUGGUGUAAAUGAUAAGGAGUACGACUACCGUUUGUGGAAUUUGUAAUUGGAAUGUAUUCAUGAAAAUUGAAUCAUGCUUUGCGGUUCAAAUCUGGAAGGCCGAGGAGGUGAGGUUCAGCUUGGAUGCACACAUACAAUUAGAUCUCAUGGAGCUACAGUUGCAAGGGUUCACUUGCACGAUUGGCUCAUUCUGCUGCUUCUUGUUUUCCUGGAGAUUGGUUUAAACAUCAUACACCCGUUUUACCGCUUUGUUGGAGAGGGUAUGCUUGAGGAUCUCAAGUAUCCCAUGAAAGAUAACACAGUGCCAAUUUGGGCUGUUCCUGUGUAUGCAGUACUACUGCCCAUUGCCAUCUUUCUCAUCUUCUACUGUCGUCGAAAAGAUGUUUACGAUCUGCACAACAGCAUACUAGGGCUCCUUUUUGCUGUUCUGAUAACCGGUGUGAUCACUGAUGCAAUAAAAGAUGCAACUGGCCGGCCUCGCCCAGACUUCUUUUGGCGUUGCUUUCCCGAUGGAAUAGAUAAAUAUGACAAGUGGGGCAAUGUGGCAUGCCAUGGUAAAGAGAGUGACAUAAGGGAAGGACAUAAAAGUUUCCCAAGUGGCCAUACUUCUUGGUCUUUUGCAGGUUUAGGCUUUUUGUCGCUGUACUUAGCAGGAAAAAUUAAAGCCUUUGAUCGCAGGGGACACGUUGCAAAACUAUGCAUUGUGUUUCUUCCUCUCCUUGCUGCUGCUCUUGUUGCGGUUUCCCGUGUAGAUGACUAUUGGCACCAUUGGCAAGAUGUGUUUGCUGGAGCUCUCAUAGGUGAAGUUGUUGCAAUCUUUUGCUAUCUGCAAUUCUUCCCUCCUCCAUAUCAUGUGCAAGGCUGGGGUCCUUAUGCAUAUCACCGAGCUGUUGAGGAGUUGGCCCGUUCAAAUCCAACACAAACAGUGCCCAGCAAUGGAAUUGGCUCACAGCCCAUGGAGGUGCAAGCAGAAAUUAACGAUUUCCUAGGCAAAGCAGCUCGUCGUUCGUCUCUCCAUAUUCGCAGUGCCGAGAUGCCGGCAGAGAUUCAGUUGGGUGCUCACACCAUACGAAGCCAUGGAGUGCAAGUUGCUAGAUUUCACAUGCACGAUUGGCUUAUUCUGUUUUUACUGGUGGCGAUAGAUAUUGGUCUGAAUGUAAUACAACCGUUUCAUCGUUUUGUUGGAGUGAAUAUGAUGACAGACCUCCAAUACCCAUUGCAAGCAAAUACUAUCCCUUUCUGGGCUGUUCCGAUCAUUGCUAUGAUUUUGCCUUUGACGGUGAUUAUGAUAUUCUAUUUCAUCAGAAGGGAUGUCUACGAUCUGCAUCAAGCUGUGUUGGGUCUUAUGUUUUCUGUCCUUAUUACGGCGGUUAUAACUGAUGCCAUCAAAGAUGCUGUUGGCCGACCACGUCCAGACUUCUUUUGGAGGUGCUUUCCUGACGGCAAAGGGUCGUUUGAUCCUGUCACAGGUGAUGUCAGAUGUACUGGAGUGAGAAGUGUCAUCAAAGAAGGCCAUAAAAGUUUUCCCAGUGGGCAUACUUCCUGGUCAUUUGCUGGUCUUGGCUUUUUGUCAUGGUACUUGUCUGGGAAACUUAGAGCGUUUGAUCGUAGGGGCCAUGUUGCCAAGCUGUGCAUUGUUUUCUUGCCAUUACUUGCUGCAGCACUAGUUGGAGUUUCUCGAGUUGAUGACUAUUGGCACCAUUGGCAAGAUGUGUUUGCUGGAGGUCUUAUUGGUCUUACAGUUGCAUCGUUUUGUUACCUGCAGUUUUUUCCUCCCCCGUAUGAUGUAGAUGGUUGGGGUCCUCAUGCAUAUUUCCAGAUGUUGGCUGACUCACAAAAUGGCAAUCAGUCUGAAUCAAAUGCAAAUGCCAUGCAUCAUCUUACUGUACGGCCAGCUGAAAUGGAUUCUGUGUACGGACGAUCGCAUCAGGGAAUGGAAACAUCUGAUCUUGAUUCGAGCCCAAGAUAUGAUGACUUAGAAAGCAGGAUAAGAUACUGA
Molecule: messenger RNA, 2115 nt
Organism: Oldenlandia corymbosa var. corymbosa
Lineage: Eukaryota; Viridiplantae; Streptophyta; Magnoliopsida; Gentianales; Rubiaceae
Source: the annotation of a GenBank genome assembly